Molecule: messenger RNA, 3941 nt
Organism: Halichondria panicea
Lineage: Eukaryota; Metazoa; Porifera; Demospongiae; Suberitida; Halichondriidae
Product: dual specificity protein kinase splB-like
Exons: 9
Coding region: 114-3359 (1081 amino acids)
Biological process (GO): protein phosphorylation
Molecular function (GO): protein tyrosine kinase activity; protein serine/threonine kinase activity; ATP binding
Source: RefSeq, a predicted model, not a curated record
CUACAUUCACUACACUCCUGACCUGGAUCGAAUCCAACAAACCACUCGUUUCAAUCAACAGCACAAGCUAGAAGCUAUUGACUGAUCUUCCGAUUCAAAUUCAUAAAUACAAAAUGAGUGAAGACAUUCACUAUUUGCAGGAAAUCAGGGACACACCUCGACUACAGCCGUACAUCAAGCAAGGAGUGGUAUCCACGGGAAGACAGCUUGGAAGCGGAGCAUUUGGUUAUGUUGUCGAGCUCCAGUUUUACGGAGCAGCUUGUGCAGGUAAGAAAAUACAUGAGACGUUUCUUGAUCCACUAAACAAAGGUAUCCAACAUAUCGUUGACAAAUUCCUCACUGAGUGUGAGCUAAUGUCACAAAUGCAUCACCCAAACAUAGUUCACUUUUAUGGCCUUGCUUUUCUUGACGAUAGCUUUAGUCCUGUUCUCGUAAUGGAACGACUCGACAAAAGUCUUGACGAUUUUUUGGAGACAAUUCCUGCAAAGGAAGUUUCAUUGUUUUUACGGCUGUCUAUUCUCUAUGAUGUUGCAAAAGGCCUCGUCUUUUUGCACUCCUAUCAACCACCGAUCAUACAUCGUGACCUCACUGCACAAAACAUCCUCCUCACAUCUACAACGCAAGCAAAAAUUGCAGAUCUUGGAAACUUUCACAUCAUCGACCCAGAAACUGUUGCUAGACAUCUCAGCCAAACUCCAGGCACACUUGAUUACAUGCCACCGGAAGCCAAUGGUGCCCCAGCCAUAUACGACACUGGCCUCGAUAUAUUUUCUUUUGGCCACAUGUCUCUUUUUGUUUUUGGUCAUCAAUUUCCAAGUCCUCUCCUGCACUCGACUUACAGCGAUCCAAACAGCCACCCUCCGAACAAACUGUGUGCAAGAAGUGAAGUGGAGCGUAGAAUUACGUACUUUGAAGAAAUAGAAAAAAUGAAAGCAAUUCCUUCCGAAGUGAUUGGAAUGGUAAAGCUCUGCUUAGAUAACAUGCCAGAGUGUAGACCAACAUCCAAGAAAAUGUCUGAAAUGCUGAGCUCAGCUAUGCACCAGGAAGAUCAAAAGGCAGCGUUUUUAGAGCAGGCUGCUUCAUUGCAUGAGACUUCAAAGGAGAACGCAAUGAAAAAACUAAGCAUGUCAAUAGAACAACCCCCUUCAAUUACAGGUGCAAGUAUUCAACUAACUAAAAUCAUGGGUGGCUCACACUUUGUGAUGGAGAUGCAGAUAUGCCAUGGGAAGAAAAAGAAUCAAUGCAGCAAGCGUUGUGUUCUCCACCUUGAAGAUGGAAAACUGAAAUAUCAAAAGUGGUCUGAAAAAAAAGUCAAAGAGCUGAAUUUGGAAAGUGUUAAUUCUGUUGAACCAGUUUAUAAAGUACCACAGUUCCGCUUUGCUGUGCAUUUCAUGCACAAAAAAAAGAAACAAACUUGGUAUUUCAAAGCAGAUACAGAGGAAGAGCGUGAUUGCUGGGUCACUGCUUUAGGGAUAUUCAUAAAUCCAUCUCAGCCUGAUCUUGCCUACGAGAUUGUUGAGCCAUUCCCUCAAACACCACGUGCACAGAGAAGAGAAAAGUCACAUCCUUUACCCUCACUACCUUUGCGGUCAAGAUCGAGUGAAACAGAACUGCCUCGAGUGUACACUGAAGCGGAUGCAGCUUUGCACCAGAAAGCACAGAAGGUAGCAUUUUCAAGGCAGACUGCUUCACUGCAUAAGACAUCAGAGGGAAAUUAUGAGCAGUUUAAGCCACACUAUCACAGAACAGUUAUACACACACAAGAAAACCCGUCCUACAACAUGCUAAGCACAAAGCCUCAAAUGCAAGGUGCCAUGUCUGCUAUAGGGAAUAUAAAGCAAGAUUCCUUAACAGCCAGUUCAGUAAGCCAAGGACAAAUGCUGUUUUCGUCAAAAAAGGCGAAGAAAAUAUCUCUACAAGAAUUCAAAUAUUUUGGCAAUACAUCAGAGGUCUAUGAUGAUGUAGCAUCAAGGGAUUAUGAUGAUGUAGAUCUAGCAUCAGAGGAGCAUGAUGAUGUAGCAUCUGAAAACUAUGAUGAUGUAGUAUCAGAGGACUACGAGGAUGUAGAUCUUAGACUAGCAUCAGAGGAGUAUGAUGAUGUAGCAUCAGAAAACUACGAUGAUGUAGCAUCAGAGAACUGUGAUGAUGUAGAUCUAGCAUCAGAGGAGUAUGAUGAUGUAGAAUCAGAAAACUACAAUGAUGUAGUAUCAGAGGACUGUGAUGAUGUAGAUCUAGCAUCAGAGGAGUGUGAUGACAUAGCUAAUACAUCAAAAUGUAUUCAGAAAACCGACAUAGAUCUAGAUCUAGAUGAUAAUUAUGACGAAAUUUGUAGAUUUAGGUAUAUAAACAUCACCAGUAAGAAGGAGUCUACUGCCGGUACAAUAACAUCACGCUCUACUGAAGUUCAAAUCCAAGAAGAGCAAACAACACCAGUAGGAGGUGGAACUCCAUUGCCUGGUCUGUACGGUGGUAAUGAGAUUAUGAGAGUCAGGUCAUCUUCACUUAUACAAGGCAGCUGUGAGGAGACAACCACUACUCUUGAGGUUGAGAUGUCAAUGUUUCAAGACCUUUCUAAUAUGAAAAUAAUUGCAAAAGGUGAGUUUGGAGAUGUUUUCUGUGGCAAGCUCCAGAACUUGACGGGAGAAAUGAUAGACGUGGCGGUGAAGAGAGUUAAAUGUGAGAACGAGAAAGAGAACAACAACUUUGAGAGGAAGAUGGCCGCUUCUGCCAAUUCUAGCAUGAAGCAUCCCAACAUUGUCCGCUUUUAUGGAAUUAUUAAAAAAGAGAAUUGGAUCGUGAUGGAAUACAUGCCUCUUGGAGACUUGAAGACAUUUCUAAUGAAAAACACUCGACCAGUGAGGCAGCUGAUGAAGUACAUGCUAGACAUAGCAAUGGGCAUGGCUUUUCUUUCAGAGAGAGGUUUGAUUCACAGGAAUCUGGUCGCUAGACAUAUACUAAUGGCCUCUGGUGGUGAGAAUUGCAAAGUAUCUGACUUUGGUCUACUCCGUCAACUCCCAGAUGACAUGAAUUACUAUAUCGAGAGAAGUAAUGGAAUAUGUCCAAUUCGUUGGAUGGCACCAGAGAGUUUAGGUGAAAAGAAAUUCUCAUUCGCUUCAGAUGUCUGGAGCUAUGGCAUAGUCGCCUGGGAAAUUUUCAAUCCACACUGCGUACCAUUCGAAGAGUACGAUAACGUUCAAACGGUCAUCAAAAUUUCGCGUGGGGAUAGAUUGAAAAUCCCCACACACUGCCCGGAAGAAAUUGAAAUAAUAAUGCAAUCCUGCUGGAAAGAAAAGCCCAUGGAUAGACCAACCUUUAGUCAGCUUGCUACUUUGCUAGCACACAAAAUUCAUGCAUUUUAGUAUAUAGCUAUAUAGAUAGUGAGUGUGAUAUUAUUUUGUGGGACAACGUGUGGUUAUAGUAACAUUAUGUAACUAAACUAUGAUAUCCGCUAAUGUGAGUGUUACAGUUUUAGGAUGCAUGAAGAGCAAUAUAUCGCUAUAGUGAGCGGUUUUCUUCCAUGCAUACAGCAUUUUUUUAGAGUGAGUAAGUACAUGAUCUAUGUAGAUAAUCGAGAUGGACAGCAGUGUACGCAGUCAUCUGCAGCUGAUCAAAGAGUUCCCUCAAUUGCAGCAACCCGUUAAAUUUAACAGUAUAGCUUAGUAGACCAAACUUUCCUGCAUUAGGUGUACUUUUGUUUGACACCAUAAUCACAUGUAAAAGUAAGAGUAACUAUGCUGCAUGAAUCUAGAUGAUUGAAUGUGUAAUGAUAUUGUAAGGGGUACUUGAUACAGGUCCAAUAUUGGAAGGCAGUUGUUGAGCUCCAGCUUUACGGAGCAGCUUGUGCAGGGAAGAAGAUACAUGAGACAUUUCUUGACCCGCUAAACAAAGGUGUCCAACAUAUCGUUGACCAAUUCAUCGCUGAGUGUGAGCUAAUGUCACAA